AUGGGUCGUAAUGAGAAGAAGAAGAAGAAGAAGAAGAAGAAGAAGAACAAGAAGAACAAGAAGAACAAGAAGAAGAAGAACCAGAAGAACAAGAAGAACCAGAAGAACAAGAAGAACCAGAAGAACACGAGAAGAAGUGCUUUAAUAUCAAGCAGCGUUCCUUGCAGCAAAUCCUACUGGCGAAUUGGCAUUCUUGGCCGUUAUCCAAUCUGGGGUGAAGACCAGCGUCAUGUUCUGACUCCAGAGUGUAAUGUGGCGAUUUGGAUCAAGUGCUCGUACACAAAACGCUAUCAGAUAGUUGAAUCUAGUUGGAGAGAUUUUAGUCUUCCGGCAGAUAUUCUACCUUCCACAUGGGGUUUCAUGCCUGGUCUGCGAGGUGAUAUGGUCACAGUGAUGAGGAGGUUCCAGCCGGACGCUUGCAAGAUCAACAUAAAGCCUAGAAUGUUCUCUGAGGGCUCGUCACCGAGAGACGGCGCGGGUUCCCUCGUCCGCCUGAAGAAGGACGAGUUUGAUCUGAAGCGUCUGAAGAAGGACGAGUUUGAUCUGAAGCGUCUGAAGAAGGACGAGUUUGAUCUGAAGCGUCUGAAGAAGGCUGAAGGAAAGGAAGAAUGUAGUGCACUGCUCGAGGUGAACAGCAAGGAGCACAGUCGCUCGCAUGCUCAGGGAGAGGAGACGCCUCUGAGCAAGAGGGAGCGCGUGACCUUGAAACUCAUCCGACGGGACCUGACCAGGCUGGGGCUGAUGUUCACGAGGGCAAAGAAGGUGGAGGAGAAGGUUGAGGCGAAGGUGGGCAAGCAGAACACGGAGGGUCUGGUCGAGGAGAUCAACAACUACAUCUGGGAGCAGGCGGUCGAUCUUCUGGACAAGCCCAUUGCACACUCGGCAGUGAAGCUUUUCCAUCAGAGUCUUACAAUGCUGGAGAAGCUUCAGGCCCCCAUGUACAGCCUGGCGAACAGGAUUUCACAUUUGAAGCAGUUCUCCUACUUGAUGAAUCAACCGAAACUUGUGACCAUCGGGAUCGACAAGCUCCACCACUUCUUGCUGGAUGGAUCGCUCUUGAACGUCUUGACGCACCUCUUCCAUAGAUAG
Guillardia theta CCMP2712 is the source of this 1089-nucleotide messenger RNA. RefSeq lists its product as hypothetical. Bases 1 to 1089 code for a protein of 362 amino acids. The transcript has 3 exons. Lineage: Eukaryota; Cryptophyceae; Pyrenomonadales; Geminigeraceae. The record is from RefSeq and is a predicted model, not a curated record.